AGUAAUGCUGGCAGGUUUGAGUGCUGUCUGCUCUCCAGUCUCUACACUGACAUGGGGAGCACCAGCAAGGUAGGCCAGUUUUUCAACAGGCGACAGAGUCUCUUCCCCAACUACAAAGUCACAGAUCCCGAUGUCAAACGAAGGUCUUCCGAGAUCGCCUACCCGUCAGCGGAGAGCUGCGUGCGGACAUGGAACUCCAUGAAAGAACUGAGUAAAGACAUCUACGACAUCUACGCCGAGUAUGAAGACGAAGACGACGAUGCGCAGCCCGGCUCCUCCAAGCAGAUACCCCCAUCUAAGACAAAUUAUAUGAUCAACAUCAACGUAGGCGGGAAGCCUUACCAGAUAGCCUACAAGAUGGCAGCCAGGUACCCUAAAACCAGAAUAGGACGGCUGGCCACCUACGCCGACCACAGCAUGAAGCUGGACCUGUGUGACGACUACACCGUCACGGGCAAUGAGUUCUUCUUCGACAGAGACCCCGACAUCUUUCACAGCAUCUUCAAUUUUUACCGGACCGGCGUGCUGUGGAUCAAGGACGAGCUGUGCCCCCGCAACUUCCUGGAAGAGAUCAACUACUGGGGGGUGAGGAUCAAGAACACCCACCGCUGCUGCCGCAUCUCCUUCGAGGAGAGGCAGGACGAGCUGAACGAGCAACUGAAGAUCCAGAGGGAGCUGGAGGCUGAGGUGGAGAUCGAGGAGAACGAAGAGCUCUUCCAAGAUAUGUUCAUGGGCCGGAAGCGACGAGCUAUCUGGAACUUGAUGGAGAAGCCGUUUUCGUCAGUCAAGGCCAAGCUGAUGGCGGUGGCUUCCAGUCUCUUUGUCCUGAUCUCACUGGUGGCCAUGACACUGAACACAGUGGAGGAGAUGCAGUACAGGACUCCCAUGGGGCAGCUGAGUGGAAAGACCUACUGGGAGUACGUGGAGUCCAUGUGCAUCGCCUUCUUCACCAUGGAGUACCUGCUACGUCUCAUGUCCACCCCGGACCUCCAAUCCUUCAGCAGGAGUGUGCUCAACACCGUAGACCUGAUCGCCAUCCUGCCUCAGUACCUGCAGGCCUUCCUGGAGUUCUUCGACAACGAGGAAAACUACAUGAAGCACGAAGCCGACAUGCAGGCGGUCGGGCAGGUGGGGAAACUGGGUCAAGUCCUGCGGAUCAUGAGACUGAUGCGGAUCUUUCGCAUCUUAAAGCUGGCGCGGCACUCCACGGGCCUGCGGGCGUUCGGCUUCACGCUGCGCCAGUGCUACCAGCAAGUGGGCUGCCUGUUCCUCUUCAUCGCCAUGGGGAUCUUCAGCUUCUCUGCCAUGGUUUAUACCGUAGAGCAUGACAUGCCUCAAACCAACUUCACCAGCAUUCCUCACGCAUGGUGGUGGGCGUCGGUCAGCAUCUCCACCGUGGGCUACGGCGACGUCUACCCAGAGACCAUCUUGGGUCGCCUCUUUGCCUUCAUUUGCAUCGCUUUCGGAAUCAUCCUCAACGGCCUGCCCAUAUCCAUCCUCUUCAACAAGUUCUCCGACUACUACUCCAAACUCAAGUCCAAUCAGUACACGGCCUCCUUGAAGAACCGAGGGAGAGUGAGGUUGGCCAAGAGAACCUCCCAGAAGCUUAACCACUGCUUUGGGAAUGGCCACUGUCAUGCAAACUGACUCAUUGACACUAAAACAACUUUAUUGGAGAUUCUCUGCCUGAACACACCAGAAGUAGUUAAUAAACUACUGAACUGAUCAAUGCUUCCUUUUGUAACCUGAACUUUUGUCUUUUUUUCAAAAUAUCUUUCUAAUUCUGUACAAUAAAUUUACUUUG
Messenger RNA from Nerophis lumbriciformis (worm pipefish), 1804 nucleotides. RefSeq names its product potassium voltage-gated channel subfamily V member 2-like. Gene Ontology annotation, cellular component: membrane; voltage-gated potassium channel complex. Gene Ontology annotation, molecular function: voltage-gated potassium channel activity. Gene Ontology annotation, biological process: action potential; protein homooligomerization; potassium ion transmembrane transport. Lineage: Eukaryota; Metazoa; Chordata; Actinopteri; Syngnathiformes; Syngnathidae. The record is from RefSeq and is a predicted model, not a curated record.